This is a messenger RNA of Coregonus clupeaformis (lake whitefish), 1290 nucleotides long. Its product is annotated as SH3 and PX domain-containing protein 2A. The record is from RefSeq and is a predicted model, not a curated record. NCBI's taxonomy places the organism in Eukaryota, Metazoa, Chordata, Actinopteri, Salmoniformes, Salmonidae. The transcript has 9 exons. Gene Ontology annotation, biological process: superoxide anion generation. The annotation marks the transcript as partial. Gene Ontology annotation, molecular function: superoxide-generating NADPH oxidase activator activity; protein binding; phosphatidylinositol binding.
GCCCAUCCCACUCGAUCGAUCCCCCCCACCCCAAAUUGCUCUGCGCCUUGCUUGCUUCCGGAGGCAUUUGGCGGUGAAUUCGGUGGCUUUUUUUUAACCUACCCCAAGCCUAUAUAGCCUGCAGGUAUGCACCCCUCGCCGAAGGUAUUGUGGUCCACACAAAGGAACUCGCUCCACUUUCCUAUUUGAGGUGACCUCCUUCUCAGCAUGCGACCGCUGGCCAGCCUGCCUUGUUGUCCAACGUGAAGAUCUCGCCUUUUGGAUUUCUGGCAGAAUGUUUUAGGGAUAUAAAGAUAGAUUCUGAAUUGAUAGGGACUAUGAUAUAUUCAACAUUUGGGUAUAUUACGCAUAUUCAAGGCAAGACAUUUGAUUUCUUGCGCCGGAACAUUAGCUAUAAUCGACAACCCACUCAAUGAAUGUUCUUUUUAUAUUCUUCUUCUCCAACGUUUUUUGAACUGCAGAGUCUAUAGCCUGCUACAGGAACUGGAAUAUUGCAUUUAUUGUGUGUGUAUGCUGUAGCCAUUUCCAACGUCAAGAUGCAGUUUCGGACAGUGUUGGAUGUAAAAGUCGUGGACGUGGAGAAGCGGCGCAAUCCAUCCAAACAUUACGUGUAUCUCAUCAACGUCACAUACUCUGACAACACCUCCCACAUAAUCUACAGGAGAUACAGCAAAUUCUUUGACCUUCAGAUGCAGAUUCUUGACAAGUUCCCAAUCGAGGGAGGGCAGAAAGAUCCCAAGAAGAGAAUCAUCCCAUUUCUCCCAGGUAAAAUCCUGUUCAGGCGGAGUCAUGUGCGUGAUGUGGCCAUGAAGAGGCUACGUUUCAUUGAUGACUACUGCAGGGCUCUGGUCCGUCUCCCUCCUCAGUUUUCUCAGAGUGAGGAGGUGCUGCGCUUCUUUGAGACCAAAGCUGAUGACCUCAACCCCCCGGCAGAGGACUAUGGAUCGUCCAAGCGCAAAUCAGGCAUUGACAGCUCGGACCCUAUGGUGCUGGAACAGUACAUGGUGGUGGCCAACUACGAGAGGCAGGAGAACUCUGAGAUCAGCCUGCAGGCUGGGGAGACGGUGGACGUGAUUGAGAAGAGCGAGAGCGGUUGGUGGUUCGUCAGUACAGCCGAGGAGCAGGGUUGGGUGCCGGCCACAUACCUGGACUCACAGAACGGCACUAGAGAUGACCUGGAACUUAGCACCGUCAGGACAGGAGAAGUUACUAAAAGACGCAAGGCUCACCUGAAGAGACUGGACCGCAGAUGGACCUUGGGGGGCAUAGUGAACCGCCAGCAGAGUCGAG